AUGGAAAAGGGGAACAAAAAAGGAGACGUAGACGAUUACAGUGUGAUGGAGAAGGACAUCUACAUUGAGAAGGUGAUUCUCUUUCAGCAGCGGGAUUGUUGUUCGAAGACUCAUAUCAACGUUCCGAUGUGCAAAAAGUUUCUUACGCGCAUUGUAGCUGCGAUGAACAAAGGCGACAUUUUCAAUGAAGAAGAGUCCACUGAAAUUUUCUUUGCAUUGACCAAACUGUUUACCUCACAAGACUUAACAUUACGAAGACUGUGUGACAAGAUCUCAUCAUUCCGAUGCAGCUCAUUAAGAUGUUUGAGUCGACUGAUGACACCACAAAUUGCACCGUCCAUUGAAAGAUUCUUUAAACAAACGUUAGUGGACUCCACAAUGACAGUACAAAUAGCUUCGUUAAUCUGCUGCUUGAAAUUGCCUCAAGAUAUCGUCCAAAAAUACCUCACGGAAACUUCAAGUUGUGUGGACUCUCCAAACGCACUUGUCCAAUACCACGCCACUCGUCUCUUCUUCUUCAUUAAACAACAAGACCCACACGCUUUACUCAGAUUUAUAACAACAAAAGCACCUUCGAUCACUUCGUCUUUUGCUCAAAUGGAGUUGAUUAGAAAGGCACUUUCUCUCUAUAUGCAGAACCCUACCAAGAAUGAAGCAAUGGUGAACUACAUUGUAAAUGUGACCCAAGGAUCGACGGACAUGAUUGUCAUUGAAUCCCUCCGCGCUUUGAUGAAAGCGAACCACACAAAAGGUCUUUCCAAAUUGGUACCUCGUCUUCAAAAACUGCUUUCUUCCACCUCGACCGUAACUAAGUUUGCAGCAGUCAGAAUCGUCUCGGAACUUGCGACAAAGAGUCCGGAAGUGAUUGCGAUACUUCGGAAUGAUAUUGAAAGCUUAUUGAAAGACUCCAACAGAGCGAUAGUCACAUUGGCGACAUCUGCUGCGCUUCGUAUUUCGACGGAGAAGAACAUCGAGAAGCUCUUGAAGAAGAUCGGGAAAUUCAUCCAAGGACUUCCUGAUGGGUUUAGAAUUCAAGUUCUCGACACCAUUGAACAGACUGCGGAGAAGUAUCCGAACAAGCACGAGUUCUUGAUGAAGUUUUUGGGGAACAUGUUACAAGUGAAAGGAGUCAUCUUUGAAAAUGCGGUGAUCACGGUGAUGGUGCACAUUGCCGAGAUAUCAAUUUCACUCAGAGAAAAGAUGUUACACGUGUUGGGAGACUUCAUUGAGGAUUGCCAAUAUUCACAAGUCAUCGAAAGAGUCAUUGGUAUAUUUGGAGAAGUUGGUCCGUUGUGUAAGGAGAGAGUGUCGUUACUCAGAACCAUCUUCAACAGAAUUGUUCUUGAAAACGCAAAUGUCAGAGCGGCGGGAGUUUCUGCUCUUUUCAAUUUCGCGAACAACAACGAGAACAUUGAAGAUGUCAAGGUGUUGAUGGAGAAGUGUAAGAAUGACGAGAACGAUGAAGUGAAGAACAGAGCCAAUUUCUAUUGUAAAGUACUUGAGGAGAAAAUAGUGAAGGAGGUCAAUGAAAAUGUCAUCGACGAAUUUCCAGUCGACAAUAUGGAAGAGGCUCUUGACAAGUAUUUGAAUGAAGGAAAGUUUGAUGAGGAGUUUGACAUCUCUACAGUGUCGAAGGAGACUAAAAUAGAAGCCCAGAAACGCGAAGAAGAGGAGGUGGUCAGUCGUAAUGAGAGCGAACUUGAAAGUCGCAACAAUGAACUGUUUGGUGAGCUUGGAAAGGUCAACAAGACUUGCAAUGAAAUUUUGGUGUCUGGCAUUGAUACCGAAUACCAAGUCUCUGUCACAAAAGUUGUGUAUGAGAAGCAUUUGGUUUUGAAGUGUAAUGUGAAGAACACACUUCCGGAUUACCAACUGGAGAACGUUGAAAUUAUACCUGGAACUAUGAAGAACUAUGAGGUUUUCAAAAGCGUCAAAGUUCCAAGAAUAGCACCACUUGGAGAGGAGUGCGUUGUGUUAAUUCUUCUUAUCAAAAGUGCGGGGGCUGAGAGUAUUAGUCUUAAAAUGAAUUACCAAUUGAGAGAAUACAAUUCAAUUAGUCAAGAGUUGGCUCAAGACACGAGUGAUGAAGAGUACCCACUGGACCAAAUUGCAAUCAAUGCGUCUGAUUAUAUUGGGGAAUAUCGAGUACCGGACUGGAACACAGAAUGGAACAAAAUUGUUGCUCAGAAUGAGAAGAAGGUGGUAAUCAAAUAUCAAAAUGUGGAGAGUAUUAAAGAAGCUGUUGAUCGUAUCAAAACACACUUUGGGUUGGGUGUUAUUGAUAAGAGUGACAUUGUCACUCCUGAAGAAAAGAAACACAUUUUGUUCUUGGCAGGGAUCAUGAAAGGAAAUGUCGUUCUCAUUAGAGUUAGACUGAUGAUAGACAAAACUGGACAAAUACCACUGGAAGUCUGUAUCAGAUCCCCAGACGCCGAAUUAGCAACAUCCCUUCACGCUUCACUUUAA
This is a messenger RNA of Entamoeba invadens IP1, 2466 nucleotides long. Its product is annotated as coatomer subunit gamma-2, putative. Gene Ontology annotation, biological process: protein secretion; endoplasmic reticulum to Golgi vesicle-mediated transport; intracellular protein transport. Gene Ontology annotation, cellular component: endoplasmic reticulum-Golgi intermediate compartment; Golgi membrane; COPI vesicle coat. Gene Ontology annotation, molecular function: structural molecule activity. The coding region runs from base 1 to 2466 and encodes 821 amino acids. The transcript has 2 exons. The record is from RefSeq and is a predicted model, not a curated record. Lineage: Eukaryota; Evosea; Mastigamoebida; Endamoebidae.